ACCACCCGCGUAUCCCCCAUGACGUCAGGAGCUCAUGUCGUUUCAAUAAAGCAUUGAUGCUCGUCCGGGGUUGAACAAUUCAAUUUGCCCCAUUGUCUAUGACAGCUGCAGAAAUACUAUUGUCUAGCUCUAUUGUCGACCCGUUUAUUGUUAGAGUACCGGAUUGACACGGAAGGUGCUACCAACCUCACGGAGCGUACAUAUACGAUUCCGUGCCGCUCCGUCUCAUCAUUUCAACACAUUUUAUUUUGAUACUACGUUGGUGAUAUUAUAACACUGCAAAAUGAAUCGCCGUCUCUCCACCCGCAGCGGCGGCAAUAGCGGCUCCAGCCACCAGUUCAACCUGUCCACGCUGCGCGGCCUACAGCAGCCCAAGCUAAGCCAGAAGAUGAGCAAACUGAUCAAGAACGAGAAUGGCGUAAUUUCGGCUUACGAGAAGGCCGGCCGCGAGCGCAUCUCCGUCGCCUCCCAGCUCUCCGAUUGGGGCGACAGCAUCGAGGAUGACGCUAUCUCCGACGUCUCCGACAAGCUGGCCGUGCUGCUCGCCGAGAUGGGCGACCAGGAGGACAACUUCGCCGGCAACCUCGAGGAGUACCGCAUGAUGCUGAAGCACAUCCGCGACACCGAGGCCUCGGUGCAACCGGCCCGUAACCAGCGCAACAAGGCCGCCGACGAGGUCCAGAAGAUGAAGCUGAAAGACCCGAACAACUCGAGUAAGAUUGAGACGCUGGAACAGGAGCUGGUGCGAGCGGAGGCUCAGGCCUUAGUUGCCGAGGCACAGUUGACCAACAUGACCCGACAAAAACUCAAAGAGUCCUUCGACGUCCACUUGGCGGCUGUUAUUGAACGCGGGGAGAAGCAGAUCCUGCUGGCGCGCCACGCCCGCCGUCUGCUCAACUGCCUGGACGACACGCCCAUCAUCCCAGGCGAGGAGAAGCCCGAGUAUCGCCACGGCACCUCGGCCAAGUUGAUCGUCGAGGACGCCGAGAGAGACCUCAAGUCGUGGUCGAGCUCCCUCGAGCCGAUCCUGACGGCUGUACCCGAUCGCACAUCCGAGUCCCAGUUGCCCCUGUCGUCGGCGGCGCGGCGCAAGCGCGAUUCGGCCGCCGCUGGAGCGAGUGCCGGUCGCGGCACGGAGAGCAUGAGUCCCACCGCAAACACCGCCGCGGCGGGCGCCGCAGGAUAUUCGGGUUUGGACACCUCAGCCGGCGUCGACCAAGACAUGACGGACGCUGAGCCCGUUGUUACCGGUGUGGGCGCCGUCCCCGAAGCUACUACCACACAGGCCCCGCGAGUGAUCAUGCGCGAACGCGAGACCGAGGUGAUCGGCACUACGGGAGUCGCCGGUCCGGGCCCCGACAUGAUGGCCGCCGACCAGGGCAUCCGAGUCACCGGCGUUGACCAGGACCGGGUCACCGGCACCGACGAAAAGAUGCGAGUCACCGACGCCGACGAGGCCGAGGACCAGAAGUCAGACGUGGUGACCCUGUCAGACUCGACCGAGUCGGUCAUUGAGGAGGAACCGGUGCGGGAGCGGCCCGAGAAGGUGCCCAAGCUGUCAGCAGGACUGGGAAUGCCCUCUCGCGCCGAGCCGUCCGCAUAUACCGUCGCAGUGCCUUAUUAGAAUAGGUUCUGGUUGAUUGCUCUUCCUUGUCUAUCUGCGGUAUGGGCCUGGCUUGUCUUUAGUCGGUGCUCUAAUAAGAUUGCUUCUGUCUGCCCCGAGCAUGCGUUCUGAUCCGCAGAGCAUCCUGGACAGAUCCAUGGGACAUUAUCCUGUACCGGCACCCCUACCCUCAGAACUCAGGAUUGCUUCAUUCAGCUUGACCCAUUAAUGAUGUAUAGUUAAUAUGAUUGUUGAUAGUUUUUGUAUAGUAUAUGAUUAUUUC
Molecule: messenger RNA, 1886 nt
Organism: Aspergillus campestris IBT 28561
Lineage: Eukaryota; Fungi; Ascomycota; Eurotiomycetes; Eurotiales; Aspergillaceae
Exons: 3
Coding region: 284-1624 (446 amino acids)
Biological process (GO): eisosome assembly; endocytosis; negative regulation of protein kinase activity
Cellular component (GO): eisosome filament; plasma membrane
Molecular function (GO): lipid binding
Source: RefSeq, a predicted model, not a curated record